Messenger RNA from Macrosteles quadrilineatus (aster leafhopper), 1035 nucleotides. RefSeq names its product methyltransferase N6AMT1-like. Gene Ontology annotation, biological process: methylation. Lineage: Eukaryota; Metazoa; Arthropoda; Insecta; Hemiptera; Cicadellidae. The transcript has 5 exons. Gene Ontology annotation, molecular function: S-adenosylmethionine-dependent methyltransferase activity; nucleic acid binding; protein methyltransferase activity. The coding region runs from base 147 to 764 and encodes 205 amino acids. The record is from RefSeq and is a predicted model, not a curated record. Gene Ontology annotation, cellular component: eRF1 methyltransferase complex.
CAACAUUUUGCAGACUGCUCAGGAAAGACUACAUAAAAUUCAGCAACACAGUAAGCAGGAAGCUGAUCGGCUAAAGACAUUAAUGGAACCUACAUCCAAACCUAGUUCUGGAGAAACACUAUAAUUUCAUAACAAGUCCUCAAGCAAUGGAAACACCCAAGUGGAACUUUGAAAGUACAUCAGAUGUUUAUGAACCGGCAGAAGACAGUUUCCUGCUGCUGGAUGCCCUGGAGGAAGACCUUCAUAACAUUCGCGAACUCUGUCCUAACGUCAUUGUGGAGAUCGGAAGUGGUUCUGGUGUUAUAAUCACUGCUUUAGCCAACGCUUUGAGAACCUCUGCCUUCUGCCUCGCCAUCGAUAUAAACAACAGCGCCUGUGCGGUUACAAAGGAAACGUCAACAUUGAAUUCUGUUGAGGUAGACGUGGUGCAAGGAGAUCUGUUAAGCUGUGUCAAGGCGUGUGGUGUGAUUGAUGUGUUGAUAUUCAACCCUCCGUAUGUUGUCACUCCAGAUGACGAGAUAGCAGGCUCUAUCCAGAGAUCUUGGGCAGGUGGAGCUAACGGUAGACUGGUCAUUGACAGAUUGAUUGAACAGAUGAAUCCACACCUUUCUCCAAAAUCGUUUUUUUACCUUGUACUUAUAAAAGAAAAUAAUCCUGAAGAAGUUCUUGUUAAUAUGAUGGAAAAAGGGUUCACUGGAAAACAGCUGAAGUUCCGAAAAGUUAGGGGUGAGCAACUGUCAGUCUUUAGAUUCACAAAGAUAUAAAAUGUGUAAGUGUGAUGUCAAAUUGUAUAUUACUAUUUUUUGUUGGCUUUUUUCGGCUAGCCACAAGUAACUUCUUACGAAAAUGGACUCAAAACCAUGUGAUGUUAAAUUUGUAAUGGUAUAAGUAAACCAAAGAAGUGAGAUUUGGAUAUCUAAAUAUUAGUGCAAUCCUUUUGCUUGGGACUUGCACUACAGUAUUUAUAUAGUGUGAAGUGGUGUAUAUUAUUUUGUUUUGUUAAUUAAUUAUUAAGAUUAAAUUUAUAUUAUGGGA